This is a messenger RNA of Aspergillus homomorphus CBS 101889, 360 nucleotides long. RefSeq lists its product as uncharacterized. Lineage: Eukaryota; Fungi; Ascomycota; Eurotiomycetes; Eurotiales; Aspergillaceae. Bases 17 to 319 code for a protein of 100 amino acids. The record is from RefSeq and is a predicted model, not a curated record. The transcript has 2 exons.
CUCCAUAAGCUCCGCCAUGUCUCUCACCCGCUAUUCCAAGCCCGUGCCCGCAGAGGCCAUAGUGGCCGAGACCCGCGAGCAGCUCAACCAGAUCACCUUCGAGAACCAAUAUACCCUUCUUCACGAAGAAGACGGCGGCUACAUGCUCAAGCAGACGGAGGAUGGCGCCGUGGUGGCUGUGGCUAGCGAUGCCCUCUGUGCGGAACUCGACAAGGUCUUUGCCGACAUUGACGCUUUGGAGGCAGCAGAGAAGACAGAAAAUGAGCGACAGGGUGGGGACUCUACCACUGGAGACGGCAAAGAUGCUUCAACUCGGUGAUAUGUAUUACUUAUAAGGACUGCCAUAUCUGUUCAUCCCGC